AUAUUUAUUCACUUCCCCAAUGCUUGCUGGCAACCGCAAAACCCAAACCCUGGUCUCAUGGGAUGAUGCUGCUUUUAUAAUACCUCAAUAACCACUAAAUUCCCGGCUCCUGAUUCUUCGUCUUCUUUCUUCCUCUUCUUCUAUCAAUCGCACCGGCCGCCGGACCCAAAAAUGGACACCGAGAAAGCGCGUAAUCCCGGUCGCGGUAGGUGGACGAACGAGAGGCACAUGCACUACUUGAGCUCUAUGGAGGCUUCCUUCGUCCAGACCAUGUUCGAAACCACUGAUCGUCUUCUCCGGCUCGACCGUCACGUGCCGGACAGUUCUGAGUCGACUCUGGACUUGAUGAAGGAUAGAGGAACGCACCGAUAUUUUCCCUCUGCAGAUAUUAGAGGGGAACGAAAAAGGACUGACAAGAAAACGAGAAGACCUUCCUCUCGGUCGUCCUCUUCAUCACAAGAUCAGGUGGUUCCGCAGCUUUUAAUCGGAGAAUGUGACAAGGAUGCUAGAGCUCGGCCUAAUGUUCCGGCAGGCACCAUGGAUGCACCAGUUUGAAUUGAAUGUAUUUUCAUUUCGAGAAAGAAGCAUCUGUUGAUCGCUUGUGAUUGUCGUGAUAUUGCAGUUAAGGUGUAGGUCAUUUGUGACUAUAUAUUCAUAUGAUUGCAUUUUCGUUUCUA
Messenger RNA from Diospyros lotus (date-plum), 677 nucleotides. RefSeq lists its product as uncharacterized. The record is from RefSeq and is a predicted model, not a curated record. The transcript has 3 exons. The coding region runs from base 172 to 555 and encodes 127 amino acids. Lineage: Eukaryota; Viridiplantae; Streptophyta; Magnoliopsida; Ericales; Ebenaceae. Gene Ontology annotation, biological process: regulation of circadian rhythm; response to cold.